Messenger RNA from Salvelinus fontinalis (brook trout), 6107 nucleotides. Its product is annotated as rab GTPase-activating protein 1-like. Bases 188 to 3340 code for a protein of 1050 amino acids. The record is from RefSeq and is a predicted model, not a curated record. The transcript is spliced from 25 exons. Lineage: Eukaryota; Metazoa; Chordata; Actinopteri; Salmoniformes; Salmonidae.
AUCGUGGCUAGCGUCACACAGGUGUGCCUCACAGUGCUUGUCUUGCUGCUGCAACUUGACAGCUACUCCUCCGGAGGCGGUCACUCUAAACAAGGCUGCAGCAGCAGGAGGCUGAGCAGAAGGACACUGUAAGGCGAAGCAGCGAACAGAGGGGCAGAGCGCUGGCCCCUGGGGCUCCUGGCUAACCAUGGACGACACCUCCUCUCUGGGCAAAGUGAGCGGCUCUACUGAAUCCGUGGCCACCGUCACCAGCGAGGAGUUUGUGCUGGUGCAGCCGUCCGCCGGAGGAUCCCCCUCGGGCUCAGAGGGCAAGCCCAGACUCAAGAUGUCCUGCAAUGGGAACGAACAGCUGGAGAGAGCCAUGGAGGAGGUGCUGGAUGACGAUGUGGUGAAAGAGGAGAUUAGUGGAGGAGCAGCAGCAGCAGAGGAGAGAACAGAGACUUUUCAGGAGUCAUUGACCUCCACAGCCCCCGGUCCACAGAUACGACCCCAGGGCUUUUCGCUGGACCCCACACCUGCAGUGGAGUCAGUGUGUCCUCCCGCAGGGCAGGGCAGUCCUCCAGUCCAGGAGGAGGAGGACAGUGUUCAGUUCAGUAAACUGUCCUACCUGGGCUGUACGUGGGUGAAGGCCCCUCGCAGUGAGCCUGAGGCCCUGAGAGCCAUGACCACGCUGCGGGCAGAGAGUGCCAUCCCAAUUCCCAUCACCCUCCAUGUGCCCAAUGUACCCGAGGGCUGCGUCAGGAUCGUGGACCAGGCAUCGGGCACGGAGAUCGCUUCUUUCCCCAUCUACAAGGUGCUGUUCUGCUCCCGGGGUCGCGAGGGCUCCAUGGAGAGCGACUGCUUCUCCUUCACUGAGAGCUACCGUAGCUCUGAGGAUUUUCAGAUCCACGUCUUCUCCUGCCAUAUCAAGGAAGCUGUGAGCCGGAUACUGUACAGUUUCUCCACAGCGUUCCGCCGCUCCUCCAAGCCAGCCCCUGACGUGAGGGACUCGGCCCUGCCCCUCUCCCCCGACAGUGACCUCUUCAGCUUCACAGUCUCACUGGAGGUGCGGGAGGACGACAGCAAGGGAAACUAUAGCCCAGUUCCCAAGGACCGGGACAAGUUCUACUUCAAGUUGCGGCAGGGCGUGCAGAAGAAGGUGGUGGUCACGGUCCAGCAGAUGAGCAACCAAGAGCUGGGCAUUGAGAGGUGUUUUGGGAUGUUGCUGAGCCCAGGGCAGAAGGUUCGGAACAGUGACAUGCAUCUUCUAGACAUGGAGUCCAUGGGGAAGAGCUCGGAUGGAAAGUCGUAUGUGAUCACGGGCACAUGGAACCCCAACAUGGCUGCCUUCCAGGUGCUGAAUGAAGACACACCUAAAGAUAAGCAAGUGUACAUGACCGUUGCGGUGGACCUGGUGGUGACUGAGGUGGUGGAGCCGGUGCGCUUCCUGCUGGAGACCCUGGUGCGCGUCUACCCGGCCAAUGAGCGCUUCUGGUACUUUAGCCGCAAGGCCUUUAGCGAGACCUUCUACCUCAAACUCAAACAGGGUGGUGAAAAGGGUGGCCAGGGUGAUGCCAUGUUGGAGGUGGUGAGCCUGCAGAAGGAGACUGCGAGGAGCAACGGGGGACGAGGCCGUCUGGCCUCUCCGGCUGAGGAAGAGGAGCCUGAGGAAGAUAGUGACAGCGAGAUCUCCAGUGGGACCGGCGAUGUGUCCAAAGACUGCCCUGAGAAGAUUCUGGAGUCCUGGGGUGGAAUCCUCAACAGAUGGCAUGGGAACCUGUCUGUGCGGCCUAAGGGCCUGACGACGCUGGUGAAGCCUGGGGUCCCUGAGGCCCUCAGGGCUGAGGUCUGGCAGCUCCUCUCAGGCUGCCAAAGUGACCAGGACCUGCUGGAUAAAUACCGCAUCCUCAUCACCAAGGACUCUGCCCAGGACGGAGUGAUCACCAGAGACAUCCACCGGACGUUCCCUGCUCACGACUACUUCAAAGACACUGAUGGAGACGGGCAGGAUUCCCUUUACAAGAUCUGUAAGGCCUAUUCAGUCUACGAUGAGGAGAUUGGCUACUGUCAGGGACAGUCUUUCCUGGCUGCUGUACUACUACUGCAUAUGCCUGAGGAGCAGGCAUUCUGUGUGCUGGUGAAGAUCAUGUAUGAGUAUGGCCUGAGGGAGCUCUACAAGAAGAACUUUGAGGACCUGCACUGCAAGUUCUACCAGCUAGAACGACUGCUUCAGGAGCAGCUCCCAGACCUGUGGUCCCACUUCCAGGAGCUGAGCCUGGAGGCCCACAUGUAUGCGUCUCAGUGGUUCCUCACACUCUUCACCGCCAAGUUCCCCCUCUGCAUGGUCUUCCACAUCACCGACCUGCUACUGUGUGAGGGCCUGAACAUCAUCUUCAAUGUGGCGCUGGCUCUUCUCAAGACGUCUAAGGAAGACUUGCUCCAGGCUGACUUUGAGGGAGCACUGAAGUUCUUUAGGGUCCAGCUGCCGAAGCGCUACCGGGCUGCGGAAAACGCUCGCAGGCUCAUGGAACAGGCCUGUAGCAUCAAGGUGCCCACCAAGAAGCUGAAGAAGUUUGAGAAGGAGUACCAGACCCUGAGAGAGAGCCAGCUGCAGCAGGAGGACCCCAUCAACCGCUACCAGAGAGAGAACCGUCGUCUACAGGAGGCCAGUAUGCGUCUGGAGCAGGAGAACGAUGACCUGGCCCACGAGCUGGUCACCAGUAAGAUCGCCCUGCGGACCGACCUGGACCAGGUGGAGGACAAGGCAGACGUGCUGAACAAGGAGCUGCUCUGCACCAAACAGCGCCUGGUGGAGACGGAGGAGGAGAAGAGGAGGCAGGCGGAGGAAACCGCACAGAUCAAAGAGGUGUUCAGGAGAGAGCUGGAGAAAGCUGAGUCGGAGAUCAAGAAGACCACGGUCAUCAUCACUGAAUACAAACAGAUCUGUUCUCAGCUCAGCACCCGGCUGGAGAAGCAACACGCUGUCACCAAGGAGGAGCUGGACAUCAUCAAGAGUAAGGUGAUGGCGUGUGAGCGCUGCAGGGAGGUGUUCAGUAAAGAAGGUCCUCUGCAGAUACCCCCUCCCAGCAGAGACAACAGGGACAGUGAGCUGGAUGAGGAGAAGGACUCCCUGAAGGCCCAGCUCAGAGAACUGGAGCUAGAGCUGGCCCAGACCAAACUACAGCUAGUGGAGGCCAAGUGCAAGAUGCAGGAGUUGGAGCACCAAAGGGGCAUCCUGAUGAACGAGAUCCAAGCGGCCAAAAACUCCUGGUUCAGCAAGACCCUGGGCUCCCUGAAAAGCUCCGGGGGCAGCGCCUCCCAGUCCCAGCCCCCCUCCUCCCCCAAAGAGGGGCCCCCAUAAUCCCCUACAGAGACCAACCUGUCUGGGGGGGGGGGGGGGGUCUACUACAGUAUGCACAGGAGAGCUUAUGAACACUAGCUAAAUACCACCUGAGACAAUGCAGUAUUUUGUUUCCGGGGAGGGGAAGGGGUAGCCACAGAACAAAGUUCGUCCUCGACACAUCUUCCUCUCUCUCAAGCCACUCCACUGGACCAGCCACCCUCAGUCACUUCUUCAAUUCAGCUUUGAUGAGACUUGACUGUGUCACGUGUCAUCCUUCGUGGUGUGUGAAACCAAGAUGGAGAAUGACUGAUAAAUCUAGUGGGUUGUCAUUUACACUGUAGGCCGGGGCUCAGAAUUCUCUUCAGCAAAAUGGGGUCUUUGAAGUGAGAGGAUAGCAGAGUACUAUAGGAACUCUGUAGGUCCUUAGCAGCGCCAUAGUGGACAUUCACUACAGCAACGCCACCUAGUGGUUAUGUAUCGCUACUGCUGAGUUUAGCUUAUCAGCAGGACAUGUGGCUAACUGAUAGGCUGAGAACUUUAACAAACCUAAAUGCUUUGGCAGUCUUGACCCCGACUUGCAAGGAUUGCGAAGCAGUUACCGGCAGUAGUUUACCUUCUUCAUUUUAGGAAUAUAUAUUCGCUGCUUAAAAAAAGGAAACUACUUAUACAAGCAUCUUUUGCAUAACAUAUCUGUACCGCAUUCCAAAAGCGGAUACUACAUUCACAAUCUAAAAACAAAAUCAUGUUUGUUCUUUAUAGUAAUAUUACAUAAACUAUGUUGUCCUAUAAAUAUGUCUAACUAAUUAUUGGUCAUUUUUAAUCUUGUACAGUUCUAAAACAAAAAAGGAAGAAGUGCCCUGUACAUAUUUUUUUUUUUUACUGUUUAGAAUCUGAAUGUCGUCUUUGUAGAUGUUGACAUAAUUAAGCACAGUGUGUAAGGUCUGAGGUAAACUGCGUGACUAACGUCUGUGUCCACUCGUUUUGGAAAUGGAGCGUUCCCGGUAAGAACGAGGUCUCCGUCCUCGCUUAAGGAAACUCUCGGGCCAAAGAGUUUUAACCGGAAGACCGGAGGUAACCUAACUAAUGUGAUGGCUACAGUACGUUUUAGGAAUGACCCCCCCCCCCCAUCUCUUCUUUUGGCAGCAGUGAUCUGACUCUACUUUGCUGCUUUAACUGGACCCAACAGCUACUUUACAAAGCCAGACACUCGCCUAACCAUGUCCUGUGAAUUGGGGCAGUAUAAUGUACUACAGACACGGUUUUCUAUUGCAUAUGAAACGUCAUGAUGAUCCAAUUAAAUCGCACAAUAGUAUUUCACACCUCUGAUCAUCAUUUUGAUGAUGAGGUGAACAACAUUCCAAAACGUCUAUCCAAGCCAAGGUGCCCAUGUGGUUAACUAAUAUGUUGGAAAGCCUUUCUCAAUAGCAAUGCCAAUGUGGUUAACUAAUAUGUUGGAAAGCCUUUCUCAAUAGCAAUGCCCAUGUGGUUAACUAAUAUGUUGGAAACUCUCUCAAUAGCAAUGCCCAUGUGGUUAACUAAUAUGUUGGAAACUCUCUCAAUAGCAAUGCCCAUGUGGUUUAGCAUAUGUUGUAAAGCCUUUCUCAAUAGCAAUACCCAUGUGGUUUAGCAUAUGUUGGAAAGCCUUUCUCAAUAGCAAUGCCCAUGUGGUUUAGCAUAUGUCGGAAAGCCUUUCUCAAUAGCAAUGCCCAUGUGGUUUAGCAUAUGUUGAAAAGCCUUUCUCAAUAGCAAUACCCAUGUGGUUUAGCAUAUGUUGGAAAGACUUUCUCAAUAGCAAUGCCCAUGUGGUUUAGCAUAUGUUGAAAAGCCUUUCUCAAUAGCAAUGCCCGGUCAUUACACUCAGUUUCUAGAGCCAUAUAAAUGGCCGUUUUUUUCUGUCUCAUACCACUGCUUUGUGUAUACCUGUAUGAAUUCACAAAGUGUGUGUCCAGCACUGACUAGUUCCGGUUGAAAUUGUUUCCUUCCUUUUUUUCGACUAAGCAGUGACUAUUUCUUUUUUUUUCUAAAGCCCAGAUCCAUGUAAACGAAAGAAUCGGAAGAAAGCAAUCUCAAUAUAUUAUACUCUGAAAGGAUCGUCACCUGUGCCAUGAUGACAUACCUGCCCGCCAUUUUAAGAGCAGGAUACUACUACAGAGGGAUCCGGGUCACGUCCCAUUUGUCUUAACCUGCUUCCUUUCCUCACCUCCAUUCCUUCGUGAACACUGAUCUGAAAAACCUUGACGGUUGAUUGAAAGUAAUAUGAUGCUGUCCAGGCGUUUCAAAUAUUAGUGGUUACAAUGGAAAGGUAAAGACAUAAGGAAGCCAGUAAAGAGUAGUUUAGGACACAGCCAUGUUUUUCGUAUGUGUCACGUGAUGGAUUUCAAGGCGCUUUAGCCAGUGUCAUAUCAAGUUUAACGAGGUCCAGGCCUCAGUGUGUGUCAUGUGCACUAACAUUAAUAUCUUAAACACUAUUUUAAAUGUUAAUUUUGUUAUUCAGAGAACAAAUCUACUUUCUUUUGUUAUAAUUCCUAUUUUUUCUGUUGUUGAGAAGACAGUGGGCAAAUUAUAAUCCAACUACAACGAUGCAAAAAUAACUUCAGAUUCACAAUAUUGUACAGUAAACUAUACUUCAACAGUUGUUCUGCUUUAGUUUCCAACAUGUUGGAGUUGUUUCUCCAUUUUCCUCGUCAUUCCCACGUGAAUCAGUGACAUGCUCGAACUCUAAUGGUAUUUUCUGUACUGUAAUCGACUGACGUACAUCAAUAAAAUUCCGUUCUCUGUCCACCAA